Molecule: messenger RNA, 411 nt
Organism: Plasmodium malariae
Lineage: Eukaryota; Apicomplexa; Aconoidasida; Haemosporida; Plasmodiidae
Product: protein transport protein GOT1, putative
Exons: 1
Coding region: 1-411 (136 amino acids)
Biological process (GO): endoplasmic reticulum to Golgi vesicle-mediated transport; retrograde transport, endosome to Golgi
Source: RefSeq, a predicted model, not a curated record
AUGUUAGAUGAAAAUAAAACCAUAGGAUUACUACUAUUUUUUUUAGGAAUAGUAUCGGGGUUUAUUGGAGUAUUUCUAUUUUUUGAUAAAUUUUUUUUAUGUGUAUCAAAUUUGUUUUUUUUAUUAGGCUUAUAUUAUUUAGUAGGAACAACAAAAAUUGUAAGAUUUUUAAUGAACAAAAAAAAAAUUGUAGGUAGUGCAAGUUUUUUAUUUGGUUUCUUCUUAAUAAUUUUAAACAGAACAUUAAUUGGCUUUGUAUUUCAGACAUUUGGAAUAUAUAAAUUAUUCUUUUCCUUUUUGCCAAAUAUUGUGCAUUUUGUAAAAUAUUCACCUAUUGGUUUCAUAUUAAAUUUACCUGGAAUAAAGCAACUGGCGGAUUACCUUGUAAAUAGCGAUCGAUUGCCCAUUUAA